ACCGUCCCUCUUCCACCCAGAAAGUAGGUUGUCGUGGGAAGACGUAAUUAGAGAAAACUACUAACUCACAAAUCCCACUACACAAUCAUUCCCCCGUGUCAGCACACCAUACCUACUCAGUUUCCUCCGUUUGCAAAAGGGGGCAUCGAGGAUUGACGGGAGCAACAUUUCAGAAAAGCAAGGCCACUGAGAGGCAUUUGACAAAGGCACUGGAUGGAUAGCAUCGACGCUGAAGCCCUCUACCUGACCACAGCGCAGCACGGGCAACCUCAAUGCGAGCUUUCCCUACCUGCUGUGGAAGUACCUGCCCUUGGCGGAACCAAGAAGAUGAAUGGGUCUCUGGACCACCCAGACCAGCCCGACAUUGAUGCUAUAAAGAUGUUUGUGGGUCAGAUCCCCCGGACGUGGUCAGAGGAUCAGCUGCGUGAGCUGUUUGAGCCCUAUGGUGCAGUUUAUGAAAUCAAUGUUCUUCGGGACAGGAGUCAGAACCCCCCACAGAGUAAAGGUUGUUGUUUUGUCACAUAUUACACCCGUAAAUCUGCAUUAGAAGCACAAAAUGCCCUUCACAACAUGAAGAUUCUUCCAGGGAUGCAUCAUCCCAUACAGAUGAAGCCUGCAGAUAGUGAGAAAAACAAUGCGGUAGAAGACAGAAAGCUGUUUGUUGGAAUGAUUUCAAAGAAGUGCAAUGAGAAUGACAUAAGGCUCAUGUUUUCUCCAUACGGCCAAAUUGAGGAGUGCCGCAUUCUGAGAGGUCCUGACGGACUGAGCCGUGGCUGUGCCUUCGUCACUUUCACAGCGAGACAGAUGGCUCAGUCUGCCAUCAAAUCCAUGCAUCAGUCACAGACCAUGGAGGGCUGUUCUUCUCCCAUUGUGGUAAAGUUUGCAGACACGCAGAAGGAUAAAGAACAGAAACGUAUCGCCCAACAGCUGCAGCAACAGAUGCAACAGCUCAAUGCUGCCUCCAUGUGGGGGAAUCUUACAGGACUGAACUCACUAGGGCCACAGUAUCUUGCACUUUAUUUGCAGCUUCUACAACAGUCUGCGUCCUCUGGAAAUGCGCUCAACAAUCUCCAUCCAAUGUCAGGUCUGAAUGCCAUGCAGAAUCUGGCUGCAUUGGCGGCGGCAGCAAGUGCUACACAGGCCACCCCCACAGGUAGCAGUGCUCUGACCACCUCCAGCUCCCCUCUCAGCGUCCUCACCAGCUCAGGUACGCCCUCCGGACAGCCCGCUCAAUCUGCCUGGGACGCCUACAAGGCGGGUUCCUCUCCCACCUCCAGUACUAGUUCUUCUGUGAACCCCAUGGCGUCUUUAGGUGCUCUUCAGUCUCUUGCUGCGGGCGCUGGAGCAGGUCUCAACAUGAGCUCCCUAGCAAGCAUGGCUGCUCUGAACGGUGGUCUGGGCAGCGGAGGUCUCUCAAAUGGUUCGGGCAGUGCUAUGGAGGCUCUGACUCAGGCAGCCUAUUCUGGGAUCCAGCAAUAUGCCGCUGCCGCUCUGCCCAGCCUCUACAGUCAGAGUUUACUGUCCCAGCAGAACGUUAGUGCGGCUGGAAGCCAGAAGGAAGCAAGUCCCAAUCAGAGCGCGGGCCCCGAAGGAGCAAACUUGUUCAUCUACCAUCUGCCACAAGAAUUUGGUGAUCAAGAUUUGCUGCAGAUGUUUAUGCCUUUCGGCAAUGUUAUCUCUGCCAAGGUCUUUAUUGACAAACAGACCAACCUUAGCAAGUGUUUUGGCUUUGUUAGUUACGACAAUCCAGUUUCAUCCCAGGCGGCCAUUCAGUCAAUGAACGGUUUUCAGAUUGGAAUGAAGCGGCUGAAGGUGCAACUUAAACGAUCCAAAAAUGACAGCAAGCCAUACUGAGUGAUUUUGCUCUCAAAUGGACUUGGUUUGAAAAUGUUUUUCUGGUAAGUGGAGUGUGACGUUGGAAAGUUAGAAUGACCCCACCCACCCUUAACACCCGCCUUUCCUAAUCCUUCUUUUACUUCUCUGGCCUUUCCCACAUAUCUUCUCUCUUAAUGCAAAUUAAGAAUUUGUUCCAAGGAGUAAAGAGUUCAGUUUUGUUUUCCACAUUUAUAUAUCUAAUUGUUUUGUUGAUCUCUUUUUUUUUUGUUUUCCCUCGGGUCUUUUAUUUUUAUUUAUUAAUUUCUCUUUUUGUUUUUGGUGCCAUAUUACAAGUUUGCUGUGUAUAAAUCUUGCGUCAAAGGAUGUUGCACAAUGAAAGCCAGCCUGUGUGACUGCUUUCAGUCCCUUAGACUGUUGAUCACCACGGUCUGGCCCCUGUAGAUGUUCUCCUGUGUUUACACUAGACUCUUGUAGUACAUUCGGACAGUGUAAUGCUGAUGCCUCCUACAAUGCUGCCUUUCUAGAGAAAAAAUGAAGGAGGCUUGCUGCAUCGGUGCAAAAGAUAAUCAGUCAGUCACCUGAAUAUUGUUUUGAGCAUCUGGAAGGUCAGGCUGCACUCCACUAGACUCAGUUUUCAUGGAUGCCUUUUUAUUUAAUUCAUGUAUUUAUUUCACUAAUUUAUUUAUUUAUUUUUAAUGUAUCUGUGUCUUCACAAUGAGGGUGAUGUAACAUUGCUUCAAAGUGUGUUUUAUGUAUUCUGUCGGAGGGCUCAGCUAAAAACGGUAAUGUUGAUGCUUUCUUUUUUCUUUUUAAUUCACAUUCAUAUUUUUACAUUCUGAGACAAACACUACAGCAAGGGUAUUAUAUCCCAUGUUGGUUCAUAGAUGGUGGUUAAUCAUUCAGUAUUGGUAGUUUGCAGGAGAUGCUACACUUACUCUCAGGACAUUCUCACCAUUCUGUCAGACCAAAACUUCUCGCCCAUUAUUUUACUCGCCUGGUACGUGAAUAUACCUAAAGAAUAUGUAUGAAAGAAGUGACGGAGUGCUUCAUUUCAGUUCAUCAAUAUUUUUCUUAAAGCCUCAAACAAAAACGAACCUUUUUUUGACCCAAGAUUUUUUUGCCGAAGAAUCGCACGGUAGCACAUAUGGUUUUAAAAUGGCAUUUGUAUAGAUUUUUUUUUUUCUUUUUUUAAUCAAAGACACAAUCCACAACAUGCUUUUUGUUUCGAUGGUCAUUUGAUACAUUAUCCUACGCCUCAAUUCAGGAGGUUGGCGUUGAAGCUUUUAGCAAUAUUUGCAUUCUGGAGAAGAGCGAGAGACGAUACUGCCAAGAACCGGAAGAAGGAAGUUUACAAUUGCCGAAUUCAUGGCCGCUUAAUUAUCAGCAUAAUUUGAACUGAAAUUUCCUAACUUUCGUGGCAAGUGUUCAAUAAGUAUUUUAUCUCUGUGCUUGCAGGUGGUCUCUUGUACCCUGGUGUAUGGAGACUCGUCCUGCAAGCCUAUUCUAGUUUGUAUUUAGAAGUUACUCCAUGCAACUUGCUUCAGUUGGUCAUGGCAGUAAAUAAGUGUUCGAAUCGUAAUCAAAAGGUUAAUGCCAAUCUGAGUCCUGCAGGGUCGUGUGGUAAGAUUGUUUUUAUGGAAACUGAGAAGAAAACAUUAUCCAGAUAGUGUAUAUUACUUAACUAUUAUGCCUUUUCUAUUUUUAUAGAGGUUUUAUAAUAUUGCCUAAAUAAUUUCUCUGAAUUAAAACGGUUGUUUAAAAAAAAAAAUCAACUCAAAAGAUUCAACAGUGUUUUUGUAGAAUCCUAAUGUGAAGUUUUGUGGAUACAUUCACCGAUUGUUUAAACAACGGAUGUGUGGCCCUUUUCACUAGUUGUAGUGUUGUCCGUUUAGUCCAAAAAAAAAAUUAGUACCGACAUUUUUUUUUUUUUCUUCUUCCCCUGAAGCAAAUCCACGGUUCAGUCUAAAGUUUAUACUCGGUGUAAUAUCUUUAAACUAAGUACAUAUGUGGUGACGAAUGCUGAAAUGUUCUAUUAUCAGAAUUAAUUUGUUUCAUUUCCUCACAACAUAACUUGAGCUCGGAGUGUCGGUUAGUAAAAAUUGUAUAUUGUAGACUAUUCUUUUGUUUUGACAUUUACCUCACUACUGUCGUCACUGUUCGACGCGCUUGUUGUAUUUAUUACCGGUGCAUUUUAUUUUCAUUGAUUCAUUGCAAAUAAGCCAAUUCUUGUUAACCUCACUAUCUAUCUACUCAGAGUACAGACGCUCAUCUCAGCCCGGGUGAGGAAACGAGUGCGCCGCUAUCUGGCAGCUCGUAUAGAGAUGGCGGUCCGUGCACCUAUCAGUUUGUUUCAUACGUUAGAGACGCUUUAGACUGAACCCGCGUGUGAAGCCCCUCUUGAAGCGCUUAGAUGCUUAGAUGCUAGUGCAGGGAACGUCCACUCCCUGAUCUGUGCCUCACACAUGAUUUACAUGCAUUACGAAACCAUUAAGUGGAAGAAAAAUGGGAGUGCAACACAAAUCACCAUUUUGAACAAUCCAAAGAUUCUUGUGAACUUGUUCUAGGCAGGGAUUUUUUUGUUUGUUAGGCAAAAUUUUUUUCCUCAUAGUUUUUGUUUAUUUUUAUCCGGAGCAGAUUGACUGGCGUUUGUGCAAAGGUGUCCGCAGGACUUGUGCGCCUUUUAAAACCGCUCACAAGCGCAGAGUAGUUCCACUGAUGUGCCAAACACAUUGAGUCUUAAGUUUUCUGUACACGUUUUAAUGAUGAUGCUCUGUGUCCCAUCAUGUUGUUGUCCUUCACGGAGUUCAAUGUAGCUAAAUUGUAUCCAUUUGUGUUACCCGUGACGGGUGUUUUGUGAAUAAGAACCAAUAUGAGCAGCUCCAAAUAUGCAUUAUUCCACAGUCCCUCACAAUUCAAAAUUGAAGCACAAAAUAAAAGGACUUUCACUGAAAGAGCUGAAACGUUGAAGCACAAUUUUUCUUUUUGUUUCUCUCUCUCUCUCUCUUUCCCUUGGUCUAAAAUCGAAAUGCGGUUGUGAGAAAUGGAACAUUUUUUCAUUUGAAACGUUGCUGUCGAGGACAGUGUUGUCGUAGCUGUAGUAGGCAGGUUGUGUUGUCUCUCGGUGUUGUUGUUGUUGUUGUUGUUGAUGUUUAAUGUUAUUCCCUUCGUUCACUAUUGGCAUGGUGCUUAUCUCUCCCUCCUCCUUCCCCACUUUUCUUCACCGUUUCCUGUGUUGCAUUCAAUGUUUUGUGUUUAGAUGAUGUGUGCACCUUUUUGAAAGCCCCCUCUCAUGCGAACAUAAUCAUUCAUGAUUUUUCUUUUUCAUCCCCUCUCCUUUUUCCGUUGUGCUUUAACCUAGGUUUGUUAUUCGUUAUUUUUUGUUUUGUUUUUGUUCUAGAUAUCUUCGUGCCCGUUUGUCAUCGUUUGCCUAGCAUGUCGAUGUGACGUCAAAAGUUCAUCGUCCAGUCCGUUGUCCUCUUCGCUUCUCUGACGCUUGAAAUUUCACACUUGACCUUUUUGUUAACUUUUGACGCUUAUUGAUUACUUAUUUUGUUUGUUUCUUUGUGUGAUGUUCAUUUGUCAUUUGUGCUGCCAAUAGGGAGCGUUAGAAAGACUGCUCAAAGUGUAAAAAGUUUCAUGAAAAUUGUUCUGAGCAAAGAGUCUAUUUUUCUAGAACGUAUCUACAAACAUAACCACUAGAUUUUUGCAGAAGCUUUUAAUUUUAAUUUUUCCGAUUUUGUUCUUUAAUGAUUUUUUUAUUGUUUUCCAGCAGUCUUCCUAGCGCUUCUAAUUGUACUCCUUUUUUGAUUUUUGUUUCUCUUCUCAAAGCAGCCAUUCAGUUUAUAGAAUCACUUUUGUGUGUUCAAGUGUGGGUGUGUUUCCCUCUUUCUCUCACUUGUUAGGUCUAAACCUUUUAGAGGAUGUUUUCGUCACAUUUUGCUGAAAUCGAGGAUAAACUUUGUAAUUUUGUGUUAGGUUAGUUGGCAUGAUGUAAUUUUGGGAGUGACAUUACAAUAGACACUUGAAUUGCCUUUUUUUCUUCUUUGUGUGUCGAGCCAACAAAGGCACAUGUUUUUCAUUUCCUUAUUGUGUGAAAAUCAGGAUUAGUCUGAAAUAAUGCAUAGAAUGAGCAGAGUUGAAUUUCUUGUCACAGGUAAAUAUUAAGCAUGCAUGUUUUUUGUAAGUGCACUGAAAUCCUCAGCAAAAUGUGAUCUAGUUCUGUUUCAAAGUCAAGAUGAAUAAAGUGGUGCCAAACGUUUUGCAUGUUGCUGUUGGUUACAUUUACAGUAUGUUUCACAUCAUGCUUAUGGCCCCCGCUGCAAUGACAUGUGGUCUCAUUUUGAUGGUUUAAGAUUUUAAAAAAACAAUACAGUGUGUGUUUUUAAGCUUCUAGGUUAAAGUGAGUUAACAUUUGUAUUGUUCUAAAAAUUGAAGUAGGUUUCAAAUGAGUCCUUCGAGAUCAAUUGUGCCUACAACAGCAAAAACACAUGCUCUUCUUGAUGUUGUUCAGUUAAUGAAAAUGUGUUACAACCUUAUAGUUGGUCUGUUUUACAUAGCUUGCGAGCUUUUUUUUUUUUUUUGCCAUUCUGACAUCUGUAUAAGUUGUGAAGUUCUGGACUGAUUGGUAGAGCUCAACUGCAGCUUUGCCCCCCUUAGCCUUUAGUUUAAAGGCAUAUCUCCACAAAUGAAGAGCUACAUUUGGAAGUUUUUUUUUUUUUUUUUUUUUAAAGAUGUAUUCUGACAGACUAAUCUAUUUGGGGGUUAAGGUAGUUGUUUUCUAUUUAGAUUUUAAGCUGCUGUUUUGUGAGUUUAAAUGUACUGAGAAAAUUUCCUGUGGGAUGUUUGUCAUUACUGGUACAGAGUGAUUGUAUUUAACAUUUAAGAUUUGUACAGAUUGCCUUUUCUACUUCAUAAGUUGUUUCACAAUGUAAAUCCCAGUAAGUAGAAGCAUGUAGACCGUAACACCAUGACCAAACAUCAACCUGUACAAAGUAACCAAAAUGCAAACAAAAAUCAACUCCACAAAACAGCCUUUAAUUGAAUUAAGAUGUUUGUUUUUUUUUGUUUUUUUUUUUUAAGUUUUGUCAUUUAAGUUGUGUGGUUUUCAUUGGAAGUGUAGAGAGUGCAGAAUUUAUUAAAUGUCUGAAACAAAUGUAUAUGGUUGGUUAAGGAUUUCACGCUACUGUCUCUACAGAAAUAUAACAAAAUGAACACCCACAAAGCAGUCAUCUGGUAGUUUAUCUUUAGUUUAUGUAUGAUUAAACUGUUUGAAAACAUUCA
Messenger RNA from Puntigrus tetrazona (Sumatra barb), 7116 nucleotides. It is a transcript of the gene celf1, whose product is annotated as cugbp, Elav-like family member 1. The transcript has 16 exons. Gene Ontology annotation, cellular component: nucleus; cytoplasm; ribonucleoprotein complex. The record is from RefSeq and is a predicted model, not a curated record. Gene Ontology annotation, biological process: mRNA splice site recognition; regulation of alternative mRNA splicing, via spliceosome. Bases 214 to 1854 code for a protein of 546 amino acids. Gene Ontology annotation, molecular function: mRNA 3'-UTR binding. NCBI's taxonomy places the organism in Eukaryota, Metazoa, Chordata, Actinopteri, Cypriniformes, Cyprinidae.